CUGCCGCGGAACAUCAUCCAAUGAGAACAGCUCGCGAUUGGCCAGGGGUUAGCUAGCGUGGGAUCGCAAGCGCGCUUUGCGCCUCUUAUAGACCCGUCGAGUCGUUUCGCGUGCCAAUUGUGCGCGCGGCAUCGCGAUCGGAGAUCGCACGUACACACACACGCACACACACACACCAGCUGCACUUGUGACUCUUCUCUUGUCGAAUAUUUUUAUUUUUAUUCGCUACCAACGCUGUUGUUCGUACCUUUGUGAAGGAAAGUGAGAGUUGUUUUUAUGCGACGCAGCCAUGAAGCGGAUCGCGAUAUGCUGUCUAGUCCUCGUCUUCCUGGCCGUUCGGGCUUCGGGCUACCAGGUGUUCGAGGAGCCCGAAGAGGAUGACGAAACGGUCCGCGGGAAGCGCCAGCAGAGCGGCGCGUCGUUAAUCGACAGCAUUUUCAACGUGAAUUCCCAUUACUGCGAUCAAGCAGACUUCACAGGCGGCUCAGACUUUGUCACCGGGAAACGCUGGAGCUAUCGAGAGUGUGCUCAAGGUAGUGUAAAUAAUAGUUGGGCAUUAUGUAAGAUUCCCGUGUCGACCCUUGAAGCCGUGGGCAAUCUGAUCAAGAACCGCCAGCAGAAUCGAUACCAGACCACCCCGUUGUCGACGACCCGACCCAACCGUCGCUAUGACGUCGACCAGGUCAACGAAGUUGAGCGCCGUCGUCGCGACGAGUACAAGCGUCGAGUUGAGGCCCAGCGCGAGCAGCAACGUCGCUGGCAGGAGCAACUCAACCGUCGUCGUAUGGACCAGCUGAUACAGCACAACCGUCGCAUGCAGCAGCAGAUCGUAGCCGAGGACGAGCGCACCCACCACAGCUUCUACCGCGACCCCUUCGGCUUCAACGCCCUUACCAAGUGGGUGGUGGGACCGCACGGCGUGUUCAACGGUCACGCGGGACACGGGGACGGCCACGUCUAUCAGUACUACAAUCCACAGAAGCCGUUGCACUUUGGAGGACACCAUAACCAAGGCACCCACCGUCCAACUCCCACGAAGCCAACCAUACCCCAAGGCUCGACCGUCAGCACGACAACGUCCACAUCCAGCAGCACCAGCACUAGCUUCACCAGUACCAGCACCAACCCACCCAGGCCGACGCACAAUUACGAAGUGCACGAAAACGUCGACGAAGGCAACAAUCCUUUCUCCUGGCCCAACUGGUUCGGCAUCAUCAACGUCCUCACCAGCGCAACACAGCAGAGCUACCCGUCCGACGACAGGCUUCAGAACAAGAUCGCUCCCAAGAAGACGAAGGUCAGAUUUGACGAGCCGCCGCUGCAAAACAAAAUCGCCCCGAAAGACAACGAUUACUUCAAGGCUAAAUACUACGCCAAGGCCAGGAAGAACUCGAGCCCGGAGGAGGAGCUCACGGGAAACGAGAUCGACGGAAACGUUGGCUCGGGAGAGAGGCUUGGACUCAACGAGAGAGGAGCUAGGGUUCUGUUCCCCACUAAUUGAUGCGGAAUUCGAGAGAGACGAUUGCUUUGAUUCUUACACGCGGGCAGAAGACUUGAUGAUUUUUAGAGUGGUUGUAUUUGGAAUGAUUACUCUGGGCGUGCUAUCUUGAGAUUUUUUAAAUGUGAUAUAUGGUAGUAGGAUGAUAGAAUGGUGCAGUAAAAUGAAAGCUUGAUGAAUUUUGAUGAUGCGUGAAUAAAGUAGGAUUCGCGUGAUUUCAGUCUAUUCUUCACUCCGACUUACGAGUCUUGGAAAGUUUUAUCGAAAACUUAUAUCCGGAACGAGUUAUAUCGGCAAAAUGACACAAAACGAAUGUUCAAAAAUGACGCUAUUAUUGAUACCACAACUCACUUGGUUCGGUAAACGAGCAUUUGAUCAAACAGCGCAAUUUUCCGCGGCUCCGAUACGGAAUAAUUUCUUCAUCAAAAAUAACGACGGAUUGCAAAAGUGUUUACGAGACGUGAACGAUUCAGCUUAGCGAAGAGAGCUUCGAGAUAAUGGACGAAAUUUUUUUCAAAACAUACCUCGAAAAUUACCCCUUCGGCAUUGUUUCCCACUUAAGAUCAACUGUUUGAGCAGCUAUGUACUAAUUAGUCGUGUGAAACUUUGGACCUCUCUCAAGCGUUCCUCUCUUCGUAAUUUUCGCGUAAAACGCAAUAAUUAUAUUUAUUCUCUUCGAUCGACUGCAUAGUCGACGUGCAGCUCUUUUUUUCUACGAGAUUUCUCAAUAUUCGCCAUAGUUAAAAUUUUUCAAGCCUCGUUGAAUAUUCCACUAGGAGGAUGUGAGAAAAACGCGUGCAGGAAUGCUCGUGUUUAUGGAUGUUUUUAUUGCGUGCCUUAUAGUCUUAAUAACUAUGCGCACAGUUUCCGAAUAGAAAAAAGAAAUAACAAUCUUUCCCUCCACCUGCAAGAAAUUAUGGUAAUCCAUCGCGCUUUAUACAGUGAGAUGAGCGCGAAUCUAUCGCGCUUACACAUCCCUGACCCACUCAGUCGCUCUAACGAUACUUUGCGCGAUGACACCGAGUAGUUAUAUCAACAACAGUAUAGUCGAGUAAAAAAAUCGUCAAGUCUUUGUUUCGUAAUCGUAUCGAAAAUAAAUCCAUAUCUAACUGAAGAUGAUAGUGCCAACUGCCAUCCGAACUGCCUCCCACGAUUGCAUUUGUCGCGAAAACGACGCUGUAAGAACUGCACUGAUGUAGAAGGAGUCGCGACCUCCGCCACCGCUGCCGCGUAAAAAAGUCGACUGCUCAUCUCGCAGUCGUGACUUUCUUUUUCCGUCACACAGCGACCGAUUAUUCAUGCCUCUUUAGCCGUAACUCUCGCGCGAGCUGAUAAAAAAAGCGUUCGAAAAUUUCCCAAGCACGCGCGCACGCGAUUGAUAUGCGCGAGUUAUAUACACGUGCGCGCGCUCACACUCACACAUACAAGUACUCCUUUCUCUCUUAUACUCUCCUGGGCUAUAGCUCUUUGAAAAAGAGGCAGCCAGACAGACAACUCAUGUACAUUUCACACCUUGUAUUAUAUUGCACAGACACGUACAUACGAACGAUGUAGCUUUAAGCGUAUAUUAUUAUUAUUAAUAUUGUAUUAUUUUGCGAUCAUGUAAAAGAUAGCGAUACGUAGAAGAAUAAGUCGUAUUUUUUUAUGAAUAUGUAUGUAUAGAUAUAAACGCGUAUGAACCUUGCGAAAUGUGUAAAUUCCUCGCGUAAAAUGUGCGUAAAACUGAUCCCGAAGAUAAAAAAGGAUUGAAAAUGCUGUGCUGUUGAAAAGAUUAAGUCUCGAUGAAAGAUUUUCCGAUUUAAUUGAAUGAACAUUUUUUGAUCUUUUACACUGUCCUAUUAACGUAAUACAAUUUUUUGAACGAAAGAUAAUGUCUAUUUAUCUCGAAAUUGCAAAAUAAAACCGAGUGAUAAUGUGAAUUUAUUUUGAAGCAUGAUUCCUUGGAAGUCUCGUUUUGAUAACGAUCAAUAUUUUCUUGUCCCAGAUGUACUCGCGGUUCAAACAUUCUUUUGUCAUUUAUCUUUUUCACGACUCUAAAUGUAAUUAUGUAAAUACGUGUACUUGGUUUAUCCUUCAACAUACUGAAUCAAUGAAAAAUGUCAAAAAAUUAAUCCAGAUAAGAUAAUAAUAAAAAACCAUUUAUAAAAAA
Molecule: messenger RNA, 3647 nt
Organism: Nasonia vitripennis (jewel wasp)
Lineage: Eukaryota; Metazoa; Arthropoda; Insecta; Hymenoptera; Pteromalidae
Exons: 5
Coding region: 290-1501 (403 amino acids)
Source: RefSeq, a predicted model, not a curated record